This is a messenger RNA of Ambispora leptoticha, 1578 nucleotides long. The record is from the annotation of a GenBank genome assembly. NCBI's taxonomy places the organism in Eukaryota, Fungi, Glomeromycota, Glomeromycetes, Archaeosporales, Ambisporaceae.
AUGUCCAUCGCCAACAUAGUAAAAAGCUCCUUAGGACCGGUCGGGCUUGAUAAAAUGCUUGUCGACGAUAUUGGGGAUGUUACUAUAUCUAAUGAUGGCGCCACAAUUCUGAGUCUUUUGGAAGUAGAGCACCCUGCAGGACGUGUUUUAGUGGAACUUGCCCAACAACAAGAUAAAGAGGUCGGCGAUGGCACUACUUCUGUUGUGAUCAUUGCAGCUGAGCUCCUUCGCCGAGCUAAUGAACUAGUGAAAAAUAAAAUACAUCCGACAACUAUUAUAACUGGAUAUCGGUUAGCUAGUAAAGAAGCAUGCAAAUAUAUUGCAGAUCAUUUAACCGCUAAAGUUGAUACACUUGGACGUGAAUGCUUAGUUAAUGUGGCCAAAACUAGUAUGGCAAGCAAAAUAAUUGGAACUGAGGAUGAAUUCUUUGCGAAUAUUGUGGUUGAUGCUAUACAAUCUGUAAAAUCUUCAAAUUCUCGUGGAGAAACCAAAUAUCCCGUCAAGGCUGUUAAUAUUCUAAAAGCACAUGGGAAAAGUUCACGGGAAUCAAUAUUGGUCAAAGGUUAUGCGUUGAAUUGUACCGUUGCAUCACAGGCAAUGAAAACAAAGAUCACAAAUGCGAAAAUUGCAUGUCUUGAUAUGAAUCUGCAGAAAGCAAGAAUGCAUCUUGGAGUCCAAAUUACAGUCGAUGAUCCUGAUAAAUUAGAAGAAAUUCGAAAACGUGAAGCGACUAUAACCUUGGAAAGAAUUCAAAAGAUUCUUUCGGCUGGGGCUAAUGUAAUUCUUACUACCAAAGGAAUUGAUGAUCUUUGUCUCAAGAUGUUUGUGGAAGCUGGUGCAAUAGCUGUCCGCCGCUGUCUCAAAGAUGACUUGAAAAGAAUUGCCAAAGCUACCGGCGCCACCUUAAUAUCGACACUGGCAAAUCUCGAUGGAGAGGAAACGUUUGAAUCUUCAUAUCUCGGUGCAGCCGAUGAAGUCGUACAAGAACGCAUUUCCGAUGACGAAUGUAUACUUAUCAAAGGGACAAAAGUUCAAAGCUCAGCGUCUAUUAUUUUACGUGGUGCAAAUGACUUUAUGCUUGAUGAGAUGGAAAGGUCUUUACACGAUUCCCUGUCUGUUGUGAAGAGAACGUUAGAAAGUGGAAGCGUGGUGCCAGGUGGUGGCGCUGUUGAAACAGCACUUAGUAUUUAUUUGGAAAAUUUUGCCACUACAUUGGGUACACGCGAACAGCUUGCUAUAGCUGAAUUCGCUAAUUCUUUGCUAGUAAUCCCGAAAACCCUUGCAGUAAAUGCAGCCAAAGAUUCAAUUGAUUUGGUUGCUAAACUACGAGCCUAUCAUAAUGCGUCUCAGAACGCAAAUCCGGAUGAUCCGACCAAAAAUCUAAAGUACUACGGGCUAGAACUUCUUAAAGGCGAGAUUAGGGAUAAUCUUCGGGCUGGUGUGCUUGAGCCAGCUAUGUCAAAAAUUAAAUCGCUUAAAUCCGCUACAGAAGCAGCUAUUGCUAUCCUUCGAAUUGAUGACAUGAUUAAGGUGGAGCCUGAACAGAAAGGAGGUGAAGAUGAUGGUCACGGUCAUUAA